Molecule: messenger RNA, 638 nt
Organism: Vicia villosa (hairy vetch)
Lineage: Eukaryota; Viridiplantae; Streptophyta; Magnoliopsida; Fabales; Fabaceae
Product: protein CYSTEINE-RICH TRANSMEMBRANE MODULE 13
Exons: 2
Coding region: 103-360 (85 amino acids)
Cellular component (GO): plasma membrane
Source: RefSeq, a predicted model, not a curated record
AGAAACUUCCCUUCACAUGUCCACCUUCUAUAAAAAAAAAUCCUACUCCUCUCCAUUCACAAACUCGCUUUCAAUUCCAACAAAAACAGUUUCAUCAUUAACAUGAGCUACUACGAUCAUCAACAACAGCCUCCAAUCGGUGUUCCUCCCCCACAAGGGUAUCCUCAGAAAGACGCUUAUCCUCCACCAGGUUACCCUUCACAAGGUUAUCCUCCACAAGGGUAUCCUCCUCAACAAGGCUAUGGCUAUCCUCCACCACAACAGUAUGCUCAACAACCUCCUCAGAGACAAGAAGUUGGUUUUCUUGAAGGAUGUUUGGCUGCACUGUGCUGCUGUUGUAUGCUAGAUGCUUGCUUUUAGUACUUCUGAAUGAGAACCUCUUUGUUGGCUCAUUAUUGUAAUUCCAUGAGACAGAAUGUUAGGAAUUAGGGUUUCUUUAGAUUAUUGUCUAAUUUGAGGAUUUAUAAUUCCUCUAGGAGUCUCUAUAAAUGUGUAUCUUAAUUUUUAACCUAUGCAGCACAUGUCUUUGAGUCAAUUAUGUCCCCUCAAAGCGUGAUGCUUUUCCAGAAAUUCUCUCUACUAUGCUUCUAGUGUCGUUAACUUUUCAAUGUGGGAAUUCAAGAUAAUUAUAUAAAUAA